Psylliodes chrysocephalus is the source of this 2947-nucleotide messenger RNA. NCBI's taxonomy places the organism in Eukaryota, Metazoa, Arthropoda, Insecta, Coleoptera, Chrysomelidae. The record is from the annotation of a GenBank genome assembly.
GGGUGUUAUAAUGGUAAAAAUUAGUUAUAGAUAAAAUAUAUACAGUACACACUUGAGGAAAUUCGCCUAAUGCUAAUAAUUUUCGAAAUUGAUAUUUGGCGAAAGCAAAGAGUAUGGUUUUAAGCCUGUGUCUUAGACAAUUUGUGUUGAAAAUAAAAUAAUUUACAUGAUAACAGUUUAAAAGUGAUUUCAUCUCAUCUUCGAAUGUGACAAUGUUCAAAUAGAGUUUCAAAAAUAUAGUGAUUCUGUGACGGCUACCUGUGCAGUGCCUCGACCUUGCAAGGCACAACUGCAACGUAUUUCUGCCUUCGAUAGGGCCGCAACAAUAAUUUCCACUCAUAAAGAGAAUAUUACCGGAGUCAAAUAUGCAGCACUAUAAAGGUCAUGAGGUGUCCAAUACUUUUAGUGACAGUGUAUACCACUCCCACAAUAAUAGGCAUUCCGAACAUUCUCCAAAUUUGAGUCACACGUCCCCUUAUCAGCAGUAUGAUCCAGUUGUAGUUUAUGGUUAUGUUUCACCUUCACUUUACGGUACAGCUCCCAGUUUGUCACACCUUUAUGUAGAUAGUAUCAAUGGACCAGUCCCAGUAGGAGCAACCAUGAUGAUGUUUGAAAAUGAAGAAAUUCAGAGAAAUAUUGAUAAGAUAUCUUUACAUGGUCACAACGUCGUACUACCCCAUGACAGAGCACAUAAUAUUGCUUCUCCAGGAAGCAUCGGAGGUGAUGAUGAUCAUCAAAGAGACCCUACCCUUACGGAAGUUAUCGGAUUUCUUAACAAUCCCAAUGAUGUGAUCAAAGCCAAUGCGGUAGCUUAUUUACAACAUCUGUGUUACAUGGAUGACUCUAACAAACAGAAAACAGGCGCUCUCGGCGGCAUACCUCCUUUAGUUAAAUUAUUAAGCCAUGACAGCAUAGAGGUAUCUAGGAACGCUUGUGGAGCUUUGAGAAAUCUUUCAUACGGUAGACAAAACGAUGAGAACAAACGAGCGAUCAAAAAUGCUGGAGGUAUACCAGCUUUGAUAUCGUUACUGCGGAAGUCAAAUGAGGCUGAAAUAAGAGAGCUUGUAACUGGUGUUAUAUGGAACAUGUCUUCUUGCGAAGAUUUGAAAAUAAAUAUAAUAGACGACGGUGUAGCAACAACUGUAACUUACAUAAUAAUUCCACACUCUGGUUGGGAUCCUCAAGGAAACUGCAGAGAAACGUGUUGGUCUACGGUAUUUAGGAAUACAUCGGGUAUUCUACGAAAUGUUAGUUCUGCUGGGGAGUAUUCCAGGAAAAACUUAAGGGAAUGUGAAGGCUUAGUCGAUUCAUUACUUUAUGUUAUACGCUGUGCCAUAGAUAACUCAAAUAUAAACAAUAAAAUUGUAGAAAAUUGUGUGUGUAUUCUACGUAAUUUAUCCUAUCAAUGUCAGGAAGUGGAAGAUCCAAACUAUGACAAAAAUUCUUUACAUACUCAAAGUAGGGUGGCGGCUAACUCAUCGAACGGAGAAAAUGUGGGAUGUUUUGGCGGUAUCAAGAAGAAAAAAGGCGCCCAGUCCUCAAAAACAAAAGAAAAUAAUUCUGCUACGGGAGCUUCUGGAGGAAUAACCAGCGUGGCAACCAGAGGAGAACCAGUACGAGGCAUGAAACUUCUCUGGCAACCAGAAGUUGUUCAAUUAUACUUAGCUCUUUUACAAAGUUGUUUGAACUCUGAAACGUUAGAAGCGGCAGCCGGAGCUCUUCAGAAUUUAGCAGCUUGUUAUUGGCAACCUAGUAUAGACAUCCGAGCAGCUGUGCGUAAAGAAAAAGGACUUCCUAUUUUAGCGGAACUACUUAGGAUAGAAGUUGACAGGGUGGUGUGUGCGGUGGCAAUAGCGCUUAGAAAUCUAGCAACAGACCAACGAAACAAAGAACUCAUAGGAAAGUAUGCAAUGAGAGAUUUGGUACAGAAACUACCUUCUGGAAAUCCCCAACAUGAUCAAAGCAUUUCAGAUGAUACAAUUGCUGCAGUUUUAGCGACUUUACACGAAGUUAUUAAAAAUAAUGCAGAAUUUUCUAAGUCACUGCUUGAAGCUGGUGGGGUAGACAGACUGAUAACUAUUACUAGGCAACAACAAAAAUACACUCCAAGAGUACUAACAUUCGCUGGACAAGUGUUAUUUACGAUGUGGCAACGUCAAGAUCUGAGGGUCGUUUACAAGAAACAAGGUUGGAAAGAACAAGAUUUUGUUACUAAGACUGUUGCUGCGCGUAAUGCAGGACCUAACUCUUCAAACAACGCAAAUAGUACUUUGAAUCGCCCAAUGGCGUCUCAAAGUGGAACAAGAUAUGAAGAUAGAACAAUGAAACCUACUGCCCUGAACAAUAUAAGUACCGGUGCCUUCAAAAGAAACGAAGAAAUCCCAAUGGCGGAUAUGGCAUAUUCAGAAAGCCAGGCUGUCAUAGGUCGAUCGUAUACCACCGGCCCAGGUCCAAACUCGCCUUCACCGGAAACUUUAUAUAACCAGGUGAAUAUGGAGAACAAACGUAAUCGCCAACCAAGUCUAGGAAAUGCUAGCCAUAACCACCUAACGGAAGGGCAGUCGCAGGCACCACUCACCAGUCUGCCUGUCUGGGUUUAACCUCACAAACCCCUGUUAUAUAUUAAUGUUCUGUCGUAUGUUCAGAUUUAUAAUGCACUAGUAUUAAAUAUGUAGUAAUAUUUAGUUAUAGGUUUAGGGUGAGAUUACAGAAAAUGCACUACGUCUGCAACUUUGCAGACUUACAGAUGCAAGUCAAGGGUACUUGACUCUCUAUAGUAUCCCUGCUUGUAUCUUACAUCUGCAAAUCCGCCAUAUUUGCAGAUCUGCAAAGUUUGCAGACGUGGUGCAUUUUCUGUAAUCUUUGCGAUGAGCUGCAAGUAAAAAUUGUCGGUACAUAUUGAUUUGUGUCAAAAAAAAAUUAUAUAACUAUUUUUUUUAUUUUAUAG